AAACGUCGUCAGGCAGGCCGGGUCAAUAUCAAUAGGGCAGGUAGGUACAGGGGGAGCAAGCGGAGAUUGGUCAGGGUCACAAGCCAGGGAUCAGAACAGGAGAAGUCAGCAGCGGUUCAGAAACAGGAUACAGGGCCCAGGACAAACACAACACCAAGGCCCGAAAACAGGAUACAGGGCCCAGGACAAACACAACACCAAGGCCGAGUCUGUGGGUCUGGCCAUCCCUUAAAUACCCCAGCAUAAUCAGUUACAGGUGUUAGCUGGCUGCAAAGUUGAGUCUCUGAUUGCUGGGAACACCCGCUGGCCAGCCCUGGUACUGCAGAUCAAAAGGCAGGUGAGUCCCACCAUAGCUGGCCAGUCCAUUCCUGACAGAGUGGUAGUGCAGACACAGAUU
Staurois parvus is the source of this 397-nucleotide messenger RNA. The record is from the annotation of a GenBank genome assembly. Lineage: Eukaryota; Metazoa; Chordata; Amphibia; Anura; Ranidae.